GGAGCUGUGUAAAGAAGAAGCAGCCGAAGCGACAGACUGUGGGUUAAGUUUGUCCGCCCUGGCUUCCCAUCGCUAGUCAACGGGGGCUUUUGUUUCAUUGAUGAACAACAACCUUAGGUUUCGCUUGAAAAAAAAUUCCCAGCAAAAGAAAGAGGCGUUAGAAAACGGUCAAGCACGUUCGUGACAUUUUGUAUCAUUUGGAGAGACAGUCGGGAAAAAAAGAGAGAGGAAGGGAGGGAGAGGAGAGAGGGAAAAGUGGGACGGAGCAGGCGACUCUAAAGUUGACGCUGUCAUGUUUGGUACUUGUUGAAUAGGCUGUGUGUACAUACACAACACUGGAGCCUGUGUUGGCAGCGUGCUGCGAACAGGGUGUUGUGUAUCACCAUGAGGAAGUGACAGACCAGGGACAGACCAUGAUGGCAGAGCUGGAAAUUGACCAGACCAACCUUCCACGUGUCCAAGAAGUUUGCCAGUGUUUUGCUGUGCUGGAGGAUGGGGUGUUAGCCCACAACCUGCAGGAGCAGGAGAUCGAGCAAUACUAUACCACCAACAUCCAGAAGAACCAGCUAGUGCAGAAUGACAUCCGUGUAGCCAAAAGGCUGCAGGAUGAGGAAGAGGAGCAGCGGGCCCAGCAGAGCGACCUCCUCAGACAGGCCUCCAGACAACUAGAGGAGCAAGACUUUGAGUAUGCCCGUUUAAUUCAGGAGGAGAUCCAGCGUUGUGCUGAGGAGGCCCAGAGGAGGGAGCAGGACGAUGAGGAAAUAGCUAAACGAAUGCAGGAAGAGGAGAAGCAGAGAAUCAGGAGGAGGAGCAGAGAGCAGGAGGGCCUUACUGAAGGCAGCGCCAGCGAUCCUGCACUGCCAUCCACUCAUCAGCACACACUCAGCAGCCUUCAUCAAGGGGAGGAGCAGUACUCAUCUACCACCACCAGGUGGCAAUGUUCUACCUCUCAAAACCAUUCAAACUUAACUGAGCCUCAGGCUGACUCCCCCAGGGGGGUAGCAGCUCAGAAAAGCACAACUUCAUGGUCAAAUCAAGGACACACUGAUUCUUUCAGGGAAAUCAGGAGAGAAUUAGGAGAGGCCUUGAGUGAAGAUUCAGAGGACUCGGACACUGUCUUUUCUGAACAGCUCUCUGUCUUGUCCCGGAGACUGAAUGAAAGACUCAGCAUGGGACCUCCUCGACGGCAGGCAUCCCCACAUCAGCCACAAGAGAGAAAGUACAGAAGUCUUUGCUCUCGCAGCAGCUUCCCAGAUGAGCUCAGAGUUUGGGAGGAGGAGAGAGGAGAUGAUGAGGACAAUUAUGAACAUGGCGACCUAGAGAAGAGGAGGCCUAGGAAGUGGGAUCAGGAAAGAAGCCAUAGAGAGGAAUAUGAGGGUUUGCACAGGAGAAGAGAUCAGGAUAGAGACUCUAGUUUAGGUGAGGUGAGAGAAAGGCGAUGCAGUCGCAGUCAAUCUGUCAGGCAACAUGACCGGAGUAGACAUAACCUAGCAAGAACUUGGAGUUACAAGGACAACCCUGACAAACAUGUCAGUUUUCAGGACGACACCAGGAGCUCUAACAGGCAGCGGGGUGAAAGCAGCAGUGUCUGGGAGAUGCUAGGCCACGUCCUCAGAGAGAGGGGUGUGCCUGUGAGGUUUGGCAGCAAUGGGGCGCCACUGCAAAUAAGGCCCCAAAGCAGAGAUAGCCAGGUGUUUCACGGGAGUGAGGUCUCCUGCGGAGACUCCCAACCACAUCAGAGAGUCUUCCAGAGAGCUGCCGCCACUAGGCACAGUUUCCAUGGAGAUAUCAGGGAGAGGAGGAAAAUGUCAUACAGAGAAAACAGUGGGAGAGAUCACAGAGAAGACCGAGACAGGCACCGUAAUAUUGUGGAGCAUGAUGGAGAGGUUUAUGAGAUUAGAAGUGGAGACUCAUAUCCUGCUAACAGAGAUAUGGGAAGCAGUACAAGGUGGAGAGAGCACAGAUUUACUAACAAUGCCGUGAGGGAGAGGAACGCAAGUGAUUGCAGGGUCAAAAGGACAACAAGCGAACGCAGUCAUUGGCACAAGACCAUAGAUGAAAGGUUAAGCACAGAGGAGGAGCAGGAGGUGGAGAGGAGAGUAGAGCAGCCCUGCCGAAGAGCCCCACAGCGUAGCCAAAGCGUCAGCAGCAGCAGGGCCUCAACCAGGAAUAGGUCAAGGCACAUGGCAGCAGGAGGGUCACUGCAUCCAGAGCUUGGUGAGGCAAGCUUAAAUCUGGGGGAGCUGCAGCAGGUCCUAAAGGAUGAAGAACUGGCUCGCAGGCUGCAGGAGGAAGAGGAAAAGCUGUUGAGGAGGAACUCUCAGCCCUCUCCAUGUAGCGCUUACCCAGACGGAGACUUCAGAGUAGCACAAGUGGCUCAGGAUGAGGAAAUUGCACAUUUCAUGCAGAAGCAGGAAAUUAAGUCAAAGCGUAGAUCUCGUGAGCUAGAAGGGCCGGCAUCGUGGCGCGAGCACAGAGCGAUGAUCAGUCACCAUGAGAGACGAGCUACAAGAGACAGACAGGUCCAACGAGAGAGGCUUGACUCAGAGGGCCUUCCUUCCCCCACUGAGGACUGCUCCCCAGAGAACCAGCCACCCAGCCCCACCUCUACUAUACCACAAGCCCAGCAGAUCAGAAACAUUGCGGAAGAGCUGGACCCAACCUUCCAGGCGAGGAGGCAAGGCACAGAUAGCCUCAGAGUAGAACAAACAGGUCCAUCCUGUCAGUCACUUCCCAUGCCUCAUUCUGGCUUGCAUGAAUUCCUCGAGGAGCCUACUUUCAUCCCACCCACAAAACGGCAAGCAGACAAAUCAGGACGCACUAAACCCAAAGAGAAGAAGGAAAAUUGCAAGCAACAAUAAUUUUCAAUACUUUAUAUACUAUAUUUUGUAACACUAAAUAUCAGUUCAGCAGAGUUCUCAUUACUUUAAGAUUGAAAAGAACAAUUUCUCUCUACAGGCUACCCCUACUAGCACUUUAGACCAGUGGAACAAAGAGAAAGAAUUGAAAGAAGUGACGUUUUAAAAUAUUUCUCAAAACUUUGGACUCAUGCAUUUAUAUUUGUCAAAGGGAAAAUUUAUGUUUAUUGAAGUAUUGUUUGAAUUCAUCAGUGUUAAUGAGUGUUUAAUUUAAACAAUUUUAAAUAUUUGUAACUUUUUAUUUGUUUUCAAUUUGUUAAGCAGUAUACCAUGACCAUCCAAAAUGUCAAAUGACAAAGUAACUGUGAUAACCCUUGACCCCGAGUGACGUAGUUUAUGGACAAACUACUUUUAGACAUCCACCUUUGGAGUGUCUACCAUUUUUUUCAAAGCAGUUUGGCAGGACACCAGCCAUGUUUACAGUAAUAAAAUGACAAUCACAUUAACUUAUUUACCCUUAUUAAAUGGAAACCACAUUUGUUAAAAAAAACAUAUUACAACCAUCCAACUAUGUUAAAUUGUUUUGUAAUAUCCAGAUGUAAAUAUAUCCUUUGAGGACAGUACAGUAUAUGUAACAAAGUAAUCUAAGCUCAAAGGACCACUUACUAGCUUUUUGGAAGUUUGAGCUCCAUCUCACAUCAGACGCCAAAUACCGUCCUUGAACUGAGAUAGGGGUUAGGUCCCCCCACUUAUAUACAUCCAAUUGUAACUGACUGAAUUUCCAUUCUUAAACCACAUUAUGACACCUGAGCCAGCUCAAUUUGCUGAGUGAAUCCUUUAAGAUGUGGUUAAAAGAUCCAGAAAGCUUAUAAGUGGACCUUUUUUUUUUUUAAGCUUAGAUUAUUUGGUAUAUAUCCACCUCAUAUUUUUGUAUAUUUUGCCAGCUAGGUUUUAAUCAGUCCAGAGACAAUUAUGAUGCCAGUUAACAUUAUUCAUUAUACAGAACACUUGCUCUAACAUCAGAUUUGAUUAGAUUUUUACACGUUUAACUAAUCAUUGGUCUCAGAUUUUGUUUUUUGUUUGUAUGUUCAUAUUACUUCUAUGUUUAAAAAAACUUUUUGUUGUUUGUUUUAUUUGUUUUUUACAAAUGAAAUAUGCCACUGUUCACUAUGAAUGCAAUAGUUCUGUAUGAAAAUGAAACAAAUAAAUAAAGAAAAUAUCCA
This is a messenger RNA of Morone saxatilis (striped sea-bass), 4081 nucleotides long. RefSeq names its product coiled-coil domain containing 187 (gene ccdc187). The transcript is spliced from 13 exons. Lineage: Eukaryota; Metazoa; Chordata; Actinopteri; Moronidae. Bases 414 to 2861 code for a protein of 815 amino acids. The record is from RefSeq and is a predicted model, not a curated record.